Molecule: messenger RNA, 1970 nt
Organism: Musa acuminata subsp. malaccensis (wild Malaysian banana)
Lineage: Eukaryota; Viridiplantae; Streptophyta; Magnoliopsida; Zingiberales; Musaceae
Biological process (GO): protein phosphorylation
Molecular function (GO): ATP binding; protein kinase activity
Source: RefSeq, a predicted model, not a curated record
CGUGGAGUGUCGGCUACUUUGCCGGCUUCGCUUUUCUCCGUUCUCCGUCCUCCCCUCCUCCGCCUGCCCGAUUCAAACCCUAGGAAAUCCCCGCCAUGGGAGGAGGCCGCCGGUGGCCGCUCAAGCUCGUAGUGAAGGGGACAUCCUCCCCUGUACGCCUCGCUGUAGGGAUCGCCGUCGCGGGGCUCGCCUGGAACGCGAGCCCUCGUCCCGCUGUGGCCGCCGACUCCUCUUUCUCCUCUUCCCGUGAGAAGAUUAGCUCUGCCGUAGACGGUGUCAUCCGGUCCUCUCGUGCGAUCUACACGAUCGCCUUCGUCGUGGUGGAUUACAAGUAUUCUUUGCGUAGUUUGCCUCCCGGUUCGAGCGAUUACCGGAUGAAGGUGUCGGAGGUUCAUCUUCGGUCAGCUAAAAGGUUACUAAAGCUAUGUGAAGCUAAUAAAGGGUUCUAUGUGAAAGCUGGCCAAUUUGUUUCCUCUUUGAGACAAGUUCCAAAAGAAUAUACUUCGAUCCUUUCAUCUUUGCAAGAUCAGGCAAUUCCAUGUCACUUCAAAGAUAUUGAAGAUGUGAUAGCCAGCAACUUGGGCAAGGAUUUAUCAGAAAUAUUUUUGGCAUUUGAUGAACAACCUAUUGCUGCUGCAUCAAUUGCUCAAGUACACCAUGGGCUGUUGAAGAAUAAUCAAGAAGUUGCAGUCAAGGUACAGUACCCUGGCUUAGAGCAGAAGAUGAAGAUAGAUAUUACAACUAUGGCUAUCCUGUCAAAGUCAGUCUCUCGGAUUUUCCCGGAUUACAGAUUUGAUAGGAUAAUUGAAGAAUUUGAACGGGCAAUGGCUUUGGAACUUGAUUUUAUUCAAGAGGCAAAGAACUCUGAGAGAGCAGCCAGAUAUUUCAGGAAUAAUAAAAUUGUCAGAAUUCCUGGUGUAUUUUGGGAUUUGACAACAAGCCAGGUUUUAACAAUGCAGUUUUGCAGUGGACACAAGGUUGAUGAUGUUGAGUUCAUGAGGGAUUCAAAUAUAAAUCCACGAGAGGUUGCAAAAUCUUUAAUGGAUAUCUUUGCUCAGAUGAUAUUUGUUCAUGGUUUUGUGCAUGGAGAUCCCCAUCCUGGAAAUAUACUGGUUUCUCGAGAAGGUCGUACUGGUUUCUCAAUUGUGCUCUUAGAUCAUGGGAUAUACAGAGAAUUGGAUGAGAGGUUUAGAUCGGAUUACUGUGAACUAUGGAAAGCUCUAAUUCUGUUGGACUCAAAGAAAAUACAGCUUCUAGGCAAAAAGUUUGGCGUUGGCAAGUACUCAAAGUACUUCCCGGUUAUUUUUACGGGGAGAACCAUGGAAAGCAAAUCAGCUCUUGGAACACAAUUGUCUAAUGAAGAGAGAAGACUUUUGAAGCAAGAACUACGCUCGCUGAAGAUGGAUGAUAUCUCAGCAUUCAUGGAAUGUUUGCCUUCUGACUUCUUUCCUAUCCUUCGAACAGAUGGAUUAUUGAGGUCCAUUCUUGGAAAAUUGGGUGCACCAAGACAUGUUCGGCUUCUUGCAUAUGCUAAAUAUGCUUUAUAUGGCCUUGAAACACAUGAAAAUCUUGACCAUGGUUUAACAGCCAGUUCCGUACUCUGUGCAUUCAGAGCUAAUAUAAGCUAUUUUUGGUUGAGGAUACUUCUUGAAUUCCUGACCUUGGUUUCUCAAAUAGAAGAUGCAAGGCGUUCACUUGCAAAUAAAUUGAAGAGGAUACUGCAUAAAGUGGUCCGGUUCUUUUAUCAAAGCUCUUUUUUCUUGGUUUAGCGUGAUGUGUUGCAGAAAAGAACAAGUCAGCACUGAGGGGUAUAACCUUGAAAUUCCUGGUCUUUUUUUUUUGUGAGACUACCUCAUCAAUUUAUUACCCACCAUCAUGGAGGAAUAUUAGUUCUGUCACAACUAUAGUCAAGAAUAAAGAUACCUUGUAUUUUCUAUCAAUGCAAUGGAAAAUAUACAACGUUAAGCCCA